This is a messenger RNA of Neocloeon triangulifer, 1592 nucleotides long. RefSeq names its product kynurenine/alpha-aminoadipate aminotransferase, mitochondrial-like. The record is from RefSeq and is a predicted model, not a curated record. Gene Ontology annotation, biological process: biosynthetic process. Gene Ontology annotation, molecular function: pyridoxal phosphate binding; L-kynurenine:2-oxoglutarate transaminase activity. The transcript is spliced from 9 exons. The coding region runs from base 122 to 1453 and encodes 443 amino acids. NCBI's taxonomy places the organism in Eukaryota, Metazoa, Arthropoda, Insecta, Ephemeroptera, Baetidae.
CGCUGAUUGGCCACCAGCCUCCGAGAAGCCGCGUAAGAGAUUGCAGUGCAAACCCGAGGCGCCAUCAGUUUUGACCCGGUGUCCAAGCUAGUAGGUUGUGUCUUCGUCGGCGCGUUUCACCAUGAGAAAGUUUGGCCUUCUCAGCAAGGCCCUGCCUAAGUUGCAGCCCAAAAGCAUUCCCAUCGAUUAUACAAAUUUCAUGAACGAGGUGGCUUUGUCCAGAAAGCCGUCUGUGCUGCGCGAACUAAUGAAAAAUCAUGCUACCGCUUCAAAAGAGGUUGUCUUCAUUGGUGAAGGUUUGCCUCACCCUGAAACCAUGCCCUUUCAAGAUAUUUCCUUCACCCUCAAGGAUGGAACCAAAACCGUUCUUCAAGGCUCCGAACUCGUCACUGCUAUAAACUACCUUCCAACCCAGGGAAACCCCGCGUUUGUUAAAAAGCUACAAGAGUUCAUUUUGGAGUACCAUUCGCCUCCUCGAUGGGAGGAACGCGAUGUGAUUGCAACCGUCGGCUCGCAGGACGGCCUGAGCAAGGUCAUCGAGAUGAGUUUUCGAAAAGGCGACUCGAUGGUCGUCGCCGACCCAGUGUACUCGGGACUUAUAUGCAAUGUUCGUCCGUACCAAGCAAAUCUCAUUUCUGCGGCUUUCGGUAGGAAUGGUGUCGACACAGUGGAAAUGAAAGAAAAACUCACUGCAAUUUGGGCGUCACGAUCAAGAGACGUAAAAAUUCCAAAAUUGCUAUAUUUGAACCCUGUCGCAAACAACCCUAGUGGACAUGUGAUAAGUGAUGAGCAAAAGCAGGAGAUUUACGACAUUGCUUGCGAAUUCAAUUUGCUCAUUCUCGAAGACGACCCUUACUAUUUCCUCAGCUUCCAAGAGGAACUUCCCAAAAGCUUCCUAUCCAUUGACACGGAAAAUCGAGUUGUGCGCUUUGACUCUUUCUCCAAAAUCUUUGGAGGUGGAUUGAGGGCAGGCUGCAUGACGGGGCCAAAGGAAAUCGUUCGCGUUAUUGAAAUGCACAUGCAAGCGUCCGUCCUUCACACUUCCUCCCUUGCACAAAUGAUAGUUUUGCAACUUCUAAACCAGAUGGGCUGGGACGGAUUCAAAAAGUACACCAUGAAUGUGAAAGAGUUUUACAGGGUACGCAGGAACCAAAUGAUAGCUCUUGCUGAGAAAUACCUUACAGGUUUAGCUGAAUGGGACGUGCCAGGUGGCGGAAUGUUCCUCUGGGUUAAAGUGAAAGGAGUGGAGGACGUGUUGGCGAUGGUGAUGGAAAGGGGACUGAAAAAGAAUGUGAUGCUCAUACCAGGACACGCGUUCAUGGCCGACCCUUUGAAACCCUGCCCGUACAUUAGACUGUCUUAUUCACUGGUGCCCAUGGACGACAUCGAGAAGGCCAUGCAGAGGUUGGCUGCUCUCAUUAAGGAAGAACAGCUCAUUGAAUCUCAAAAGUGAACAAAACAAAAUUUGAACUCAAAUGUGCAAACAAAAUGUAAUAGUUAAGUAAACAAAAAUACUAGUAAAAAAAUGUGAUUAAUGUGAUAGCUUGUAAGCUUUUAAUAAAUGUUAAGUUUUCAAAAUAAUUAAACAAUUA